GCCGGAGGGUUCUGGGCGCUCCAGACCGCCGGGUGCCAUGCCUGUGUGGCCUUCGGCGGUGGCGGCCAUGGAGGCCUGUGGCGCCCGGGAGCCCGAGACGGCCGCAGUGCUGCCCCAGCACCAGUUCGAUCGCAGGUCGCUGGAGGACUACCUGAGCCAGCACCUGCCCGGCUUUGCGGCCGAGCCGGGGACCGCGCUGGCAGUUUCCCAGUACAGAUUAGGACAGUCCAAUCCAACCUUUUAUCUCCAGAAGGGCAGUCAAGCAUAUGUACUCAGGAAAAAACCACCGGGUUCCCUUCUUCCUAAAGCACACAAGAUUUAUAGAGAAUUUCAAGUCCAGAAGGCCUUGUAUUCAGUUGGAUUCCCUGUUCCCAAGCCUUUACUGUACUGCAGCGAUGCUUCUAUUAUCGGAACAGAUUUUUACGUGAUGGAACAUGUGCAGGGGAGAAUCUUUCGCGAUUUCACAAUUCCUGGAGUUAGCCCAGCAGAGCGCUCGGCCAUAUACGUGGCAGUGAUUGAAACCUUGGCUCGAUUGCAUUCCUUGAAUAUCCAGUCAUUGCAGCUGGAGGGCUAUGGCAGAGGCGCUGGGUACUGCAAAAGACAGGUAUCAACCUGGACAGAACAAUAUCAAGCCGCAGCUCAUCAGGACAUCCCUGCUAUGAGCCAGCUAUCUGACUGGCUAAUGAAAAACUUGCCAGAUAAUGACAAUGAAGAAAGUUUGAUUCAUGGAGAUUUCAAACUAGAUAACAUAGUUUUCCACCCUAAAGAGUCUCGUGUUAUAGCAGUACUGGAUUGGGAGCUUUCAACCAUUGGUCAUCCUUUGUCAGACUUAGCUCAUCUUUCCCUGUUCUACUUUUGGCCAAGGACAGUUCCACUGAUAAAUCAUAGUUCUUAUUUUCAAGAAAACAUAGGGGUGCCAUCAAUGGAAGAAUUGAUUUCAAUAUAUUGUCACCACAGGGGAAUUAAUUCUGUUCUCCCUAACUGGAACUUCUUUCUGGCACUUUCGUAUUUUAAAAUGGCUGGAAUAGCACAGGGAGUCUACAGUAGAUAUCUUCUGGGCAAUAAUUCAUCUGAGAGUAGCUUUUUGUUUGCCAAUAUUGUGAAACCUCUGGCAGAAACUGGAUUACAACUCUCAAAAAGAACUUUUAAUACUGCACUACCACAGACUGAUACUGCUGGACAGUUGUUUGUCCAGACUAGAGCAGGCCGGGAGGUUCUUAGUAGGGUGAAGCAUUUCAUGAAACAACACAUCCUUCCAGCCGAAAAGGAGGUAAUUGAGUUCUAUGUUCAAAAUGGAAAUUCUGUGGAUAAGUGGAGAAAACCUUUAGUGAUUGAUAAGCUCAAGGAAAUGGCCAAGGCGGAGGGCCUCUGGAACCUGUUUUUGCCAGCUAUAAGCGGACUCAGCCAGGUGGAUUAUGCCUUGAUUGCUGAAGAAACAGGAAAAUGCUUUUUUGCUCCAGAUGUCUUUAACUGCCAAGCACCAGACACAGGGAACAUGGAGGUGCUGCACCUAUAUGGAAGCGAGGAACAGAAGCAGCAGUGGCUGGAGCCUCUUCUUCAAGGGAGCAUUACCUCCUGCUUCUGUAUGACAGAGCCUGGUGUAGGUUCAAGUGAUGCCACCAAUAUUGAAUGUAGCAUCCAGCGAGAUGGCGAUAGCUAUGUCGUUAAUGGCAAGAAAUGGUGGAGCAGUGGAGUUGGAAGUCCAACAUGCAAAAUUGCAAUUGUUAUGGGAAGAACUGAAAAUUCUUCUAAGUCCAGACACAAACAACACAGCAUGAUUCUUGUUCCUAUCAACACACCUGGAGUAGAAGUAAUAAGACCUUUGUCAGUUUUUGGCUACAUGGAUAAUUUGCAUGGAGGACAUUUUGAGGUCCGUUUUAAUCAAGUGCGAGUUCCCGUCACCAACUUAAUACUAGGUGAAGGAAGGGGGUUUGAAAUUGCCCAAGGCCGCCUUGGACCUGGCAGAGUUCACCACUGCAUGAGGACAGUAGGUCUGGCUGAGCGUGUUCUACAGAUCAUGUGUGAACGUGCAGCCCAGAGGGUGACCUUUAACAAGAAACUGUACGCACACGAGGUCGUGGCCCACUGGAUUGCUGAAAGCCGCAUUGCCAUUGACCAGAUCCGUUUGUUGACCCUAAAAGCCGCGCACAGCAUCGACACUCUGGGCAGUGCUCGUGCUAUGAAGGAGAUUGCAAUGAUCAAAGUGGCUGCCCCGCGAACAGUCUGCAAAAUCAUUGACCGAGCCAUCCAAGUAUGUGGAGGUGCAGGUGUUUCCCAGGACUACCCUCUGGCUAACAUGUAUGCCCUAACCCGGAGUUUGCGCCUGGCAGACGGGCCGGAUGAAGUCCACCUCUCAGCAAUCGCAGGAAUGGAGCUGCGUGACCAAGCCAGAGGGCUGAUGGCCAAAAUGUAG
Loxodonta africana (African savanna elephant) is the source of this 2413-nucleotide messenger RNA. RefSeq names its product acyl-CoA dehydrogenase family member 11 (gene ACAD11). Gene Ontology annotation, molecular function: flavin adenine dinucleotide binding; acyl-CoA dehydrogenase activity. The coding region runs from base 38 to 2413 and encodes 791 amino acids. The record is from RefSeq and is a predicted model, not a curated record. The transcript is spliced from 20 exons. Gene Ontology annotation, cellular component: cytoplasm; mitochondrion. NCBI's taxonomy places the organism in Eukaryota, Metazoa, Chordata, Mammalia, Proboscidea, Elephantidae. Gene Ontology annotation, biological process: fatty acid beta-oxidation using acyl-CoA dehydrogenase.